AAAACCUUAUAAAUACAGACUCUUCCAUUGCCAUAAAAUCACAGAAUCGAAAAUUCACACACACACAGAUAUAAUAUUACCAAACCCUUGUUUGAUUUCUUGAUUAAGAGCAAUGGCGUCUGUGACUCGUGUCAAAGAGGAAACGUCUCCGACAGUCAUGCACUCUGUCCAGAAAAUGAGUCUCCUGAAUAUCUCCGGCGAACAUUAUGAAGAAGAAGGAGAAGAAGAAAGGCCACCGGCGCCCAUUGUUGCCUCCUACAACGACAGAAUCCGGCCUCUCCUCGACACCGUGGACAGGCUGCGCCACCUUAAGAUCAUGCAAGAAGGCAUCCAACUCCCCACCAUUGUGGUGGUGGGCGACCAGUCCUCCGGCAAAUCCAGUGUUCUUGAGUCUCUGGCAGGCAUCAGUCUGCCCAGGGGACAGGGUAUUUGCACCAGGGUACCUCUCAUAAUGAGGCUGCAGAAUCAUUCAAACCCUGUCCCGGAGCUUUUCUUGGAGUUCAACGGGAAGAUUGUGCCAACUGAUGAAAAACACAUCGCCGACGCCAUUAACCUUGCCACCGAAGAGAUCGCCGGAACGGGGAAAGGGAUUUCGAACAACCCCUUGACGCUGGUUGUGAAAAAGAUGGCCGUCCCUGAUCUUACCAUGGUUGAUUUGCCUGGAAUCACUCGAGUUCCUGUUCAUGGCCAGCCUGAGGAUAUCUAUGAGCAGAUUUCCAAGAUUAUCAUGGAGUUUAUUACGCCGGAAGAAAGUAUAAUCCUGAAUGUUUUAUCAGCAAGUGUCGAUUUCUCGACAUGUGAGUCCAUCAGGAUGUCACAGCGGGUGGACAAGUCUGGCCAGAGGACUCUCGCUGUUGUAACUAAAGCUGACAAAUCUCCGGAAGGCCUGCUGGAGAAAGUCACCGCCGACGAUGUGAACAUCGGCCUCGGCUACGUCUGCGUUAGGAACCGCAUCGGGGACGAGACGUACGAAGAAGCUCGGGAGGAAGAGGCUAAGCUUUUCGAGACUAAUCCUCAGCUUUCAAAGAUUAACAAAUCCAUGGUUGGGAUUCCUGUUUUGGCUGAAAAGCUGGUGAAGAUUCAGGCCACCAUUAUCGUUAAAUGUCUGCCUGAAAUUGUUAGCAAAAUCAACAACAAGCUCUCAGCCAACAUUGAAGAUCUGAACAAAUUGCCGAAGCAUCUGAACUCAGUUGCUGAAGCGAUGACAACAUUCAUGCACAUCCUUGGUUCUGCUAAAGAAUCCUUGAGGAAGAUCAUUCUGCAAGGAGAGUUCGACGAGUACCCGGAUUCCAAAGAGAUGCAUUGCACUGCUAGACUGGCGGAAAUGCUCAAUCAAUACUCUACGGAUCUGCAAUCUAAAAAGUAUGUCGACAAUGAUCCAAGAAAGAACUUCUUGCUCGAUGAGAUGAAGGUUUUGGAGGAAACUAAGUCAAUCGGGCUGCCACAUUUCCUCCCUAGAGCUGCUUUUCUCAGUCUGCUCCAGCAGAAGGUGGCGGAUGUAUCAAUGAUACCCUUUCAGUUCGUCGACAAGAUAUGGAGCUACUUAGAGGAUGUAGUCGUCUCCGUCUUGCUACAACACUGCGAUAGCUACCCGCAACUCCUGUCGUGUACAAGAAGAGCUGUGAAAAACCUCAUAGACAAGAAGCAUCAGCAAUCGAUUGAGUGGGUGAAGGACAUGGUCGAGAUGGAGAAGCUCACUGAUUACACCUGCAAUCCCGAGUACAUGGCUUCUUGCAACAAGCUCAUGUCUCGUCAGGAAGAAUUUCUUAAAAUUGUGAAUGGAUUAGGGACAUCUUGGAACAUACAGAUUGAUGGAUUCGGAUUAAUUAACGUUGGUCAUCUGCACGGCAAGGGCAGUGUGGUUGAUGCUUUCGAUGUGAAGAUGAGGAUGACGGCUUAUUGGGAUAUUGUCCUGAGGAGAAUGGUGGAUAACAUGGCUUUGCACUUGACUUUCAGUAUUCAGAAUCUGGUGAAGAAAGAGAUGCAGACAGAUAUCAUCGACGAGCUAAUCGGGCCUCAGGGCAAUACCCUGGAGAGGAUGCUGGAGGAGUCUCCUUCUGUUGCUGAAAAGCGGAAGAAGCUGGAGAAAAGCAUCAAGUUGCUCAAGGAGUCCAAGAACGCUGUUGCCAACAUCAUGGACAGGGUUGUCGACAAUUUCGAUUGAGCCUGGAGAUGUUGGAGUCAGGCUGAUUUCCCUGUCUUGUGAUCCUUAAUCUGUGCUAUGUUUUCAAUUUCUGCAAUAUCUAAACUUAAUUAAUUCCUCGUACUCUGUUGUUCUCGAGCAAAAUGGUGUGAUUGUCGGUUUUAUUGAACUAUACAUCAAUCAUACGACAAAUAUAUUACACUUGUUAUUACA
Molecule: messenger RNA, 2356 nt
Organism: Sesamum indicum (sesame)
Lineage: Eukaryota; Viridiplantae; Streptophyta; Magnoliopsida; Lamiales; Pedaliaceae
Product: dynamin-related protein 4C
Cellular component (GO): membrane; microtubule; cytoplasm
Molecular function (GO): GTPase activity; microtubule binding; GTP binding
Source: RefSeq, a predicted model, not a curated record